Messenger RNA from Leptopilina boulardi, 3299 nucleotides. Its product is annotated as non-lysosomal glucosylceramidase. The record is from RefSeq and is a predicted model, not a curated record. Gene Ontology annotation, biological process: carbohydrate metabolic process; glucosylceramide catabolic process. Lineage: Eukaryota; Metazoa; Arthropoda; Insecta; Hymenoptera; Figitidae. Gene Ontology annotation, molecular function: beta-glucosidase activity; glucosylceramidase activity. Gene Ontology annotation, cellular component: membrane. The transcript has 14 exons. Bases 284 to 2746 code for a protein of 820 amino acids.
ACAGACAGAUAUAUAAGAGAGAGCAGACGACAAGUGUGAAUAUCACUGUUUACUAUUGUUUACAUCAGAAGUAGAUUUAUAUAAUAAAACUAUAAUUAAUUAUUGUUAUUAACAAUAACAUUAUUAGUACACUUGCAUUUUUAUGAAGUUGUUUAAAUAAUUUUACAUUGAAAGGAAACGACAACAACAGUGUUUCAUAUAGUGUUUACUUAUUCAUAAUAUGGCCAUACAAAUAUUAAAGAAUUGUUGAUUUUGCUCAAUAUAAAAAAAAAAAAAUUAAAAAAUGGAUAAAUCAGAUCAAAAGACAUUGACAAAGAAUUCAAUGACCGCAAUUCCUAAAUAUGGAUUUAAAGUAAAGCUCAAUCAUAAAUUUCCUGAAAAAUGGUCUCAAGCUUUAAAACCACGAAUUAAACAAAUUCCUCAAUUUUUACCAUUAGGAUGGAGAUAUAUGAUGUAUUAUCGACAAAUAAAACGAAAAGGCCGUGUGCCUAUGAUGGAUUACAUUAAUACUAAAACAGGUUUACAAAUGUAUGGUGCUCCUAUCGGUGGAAUUGGAGGUGGUACAAUUGGUCGCGGAUUCAAAGGCGAAUUUUGUCGAUAUGCACUCCAGCCAGGAAUGUAUAAAUAUCACACGGUUCUUGCAAAUCAAUUUAUUGUUACCAUUAGAGAUACCGAUGGAAAUGUUAUUUAUAAUCAGGUUCUAUCUACACACAAGUCAACGAAGUAUUUGAAGCAGUGGAAAUGGGAUUUUAAAGGUGAAAAUGCAACAUAUACAGCAUUAUAUCCACGUUCUUGGACUGAGUAUAAUAUUGAGGAUCCUGCAGUAAAAUUAGUUUGUCGUCAAAUUUCUCCAGUGAUUCCUCAUAAUUAUUAUGAUAGUUCAUUGCCUUGUGCAGUUUUUAUAUGGAGUGUUGAGAAUAAUUCUUCAGAAGAUUUGAAUGUCAGUAUAACAUUUACUUUUCAAAGUGGAACAGGAGAUGUGAGGGAUAAUCGAGGAGAAAAAUGGUGUGAGCGUUUUGAAAUUGCUGAUAUUGAUGAUGAGAUUUAUGGAGUGAUGAUACAUCAAAAAAUUCGAGGAAUGCCGUGUACAUAUGCAAUCAGUUCGAGAGCAAAAACAGAUGUAAAUGUUACUAGAAAAAUAGGUUUUGAUCCUCAUGGUAAUGGUGCAAGUGUAUGGAAUGAUCUUGAAGAAGAAGGAUCUUUAAAGGAAGACGCAACGUCAACGUCACCAAAGACAAAACAAGUAAUUGGCGCUGCCGUUUGUAGUCGUAUUUUUGUAAAAUCCAACGAUAAAAGUGAACUCGAAUUUAGUCUUGUUUGGGAUAUGCCAAAAAUUCAUUUUCAUUGUAAAAUGCGUGAAUAUUUAAGAUAUUAUACGAAAUUCUUUUACGAGCCGGAUAGAUCGUCAGCACCUGAAAUUGCUCGCUAUGCUCUGUCGCAUUAUAAAUUAUGGGAAAGGGAUAUAUUUCGUUGGCAACAAAGUGUUUUAGAUGAUGUUAAUUUACCCGAUUGGUAUAAGUCUGCUUUAUUUAAUGAGCUCUAUUAUAUUUCUGAUGGCGGUACCAUUUGGCUGAGAACUGAUGAGAGUGAUAAUUUUGAAUCAACAGAUCCACGAAUUGAAUAUGGUCGUUUCGCUUAUCUCGAGGGUCAGGAAUAUAGAAUGUACAAUACUUAUGAUGUGCAUUUUUAUGCUGCAUUUGCUUUGGCUCAAUUGUGGCCUAAUCUACAAGCAUGCAUUCAAUAUGAAUGUCGAGAUAAUGUUCAUAUGGAGGAUCCUUCGGUAUGGAAUACAUUAUAUGAUGGAAUAAGACAACCGAGAAAAAGAAAAGAUACGGUUCCUCAUGAUAUGGGAGAUCCUGAUGAGGAACCAUUUAAAUUAAUUAACGCAUAUAAUAUUCAUGAUGUGUCAGAUUGGAAGGAUUUAAAUCCAAAAUUUGUUUUGAGUUGCUUUAGAGAUUACAGUUUGACAAAGAAUUUUCAGCAACUUGUGGAUUUUUGGCCGACAGUUAGAAAUGUUGUUAAUCAUUGUUUGUUAUGGGAUACAGAUAAUGAUGGAUUAAUUGAAAAUGGUGGAUUUCCUGAUCAAACUUUUGACACUUGGGUGAUGAAAGGUCCUAGUGCUUAUUGCGGAAGUUUAUGGCUCGCUUCGCUUUAUUGCGCCUCGAAAAUGGCCAUUCUUUUAGGGGAAGAUGAUGAUGCGAAAAGGUAUCAGGAAAUAUUAGAAAAGGGAAAAGCAUCUUUUCAGGAGAAACUCUGGAAUGGAAAAUAUUACAAUUUUGACAGUAGUAAAUCUGAACAUAAAAAAUGUAUAAUGAGUGAUCAACUUUGUGGACACUGGUUUUUGAGAGCAUCUGGUUUUAGGCAUGAGGUUUUUCCUGAGGAUAAAGUAAAAUCGUCAUUGGAAACGAUUUUUAAUAAUAAUGUUAUGAAAUUUAAAAAUGGUGAACAAGGAGCAGUAAAUGGAUAUGUUCCAUCGAUAGGAAUAGAUAUGGUGACACCGCAAAGUGAGGAAAUGUGGACAGGUGUUACGUAUGGUCUUGCAGCUUUAAUGAUUCACGAAGGAAUGAUUAGGGAGGGAUUUAAAACAGCAGAAGGUGUUUAUCGAACUGUUUAUGAGAAAAUUGGGAUGGGUUUUGAAACACCGGAAGCUCUUUAUGAGAAUAAGUUAUAUAGAUCGAUAGGUUAUAUGAGACCAUUGUCAAUUUGGGCUAUUCACCUUGCCUGGAAUUCGAGAAAAAAAAAGUGAUAAUUUGUUGCCUUUGUCUAAACGUAUAUGUAAUAAGAAUAUAGGUUGACAGGUAACGUUUAUUAACACUUGAUUAAAUGUUGUACAAUUAAUAUCUAUUUCUCUAUAUGUUCGUUAACGAUUUUAGUCUUAUAACUUCAGUGUUCAGGUUCAAUUUGUAUAAUAUAUUAACAACUGUGAUUUUAUUCAAUUUUUUUUACGAGUAGGAUGCAUUAAUGCAGUUUUUACAUUUUUAAAAUGUUUUUAUUAUGCAUUUAAUGAAAUUGUAUUUUUAAUUCUCUUGGUACUUGGGUAACCUUGAUUUAUGAAGAGCCGGAUACAAAAUCUCGUCGUAAAAUUCUGACUCAUUUUUUAUCUCUCUCUCUCUCUUUCUCUUUUCCUCUCUCUCGAAAAAAAUAAUAGUCGGAAAGCAUUAAUGUAUCCUGCUAUAGAUCAAGAUGUUUUAAUAAUUAAAAAAAAAGUGGUUUGAGUUAUUUCUACCACUGAUAGGCAAUCAAAAAGAAAAAGUAGGUCUCAAGAAAUAGACAAUAAAAUUGGACUAAAGACAUCGAAA